AUGAAUCUGUUGAGUUUGUUGGAGAGAACUCAUGCUCGUCCUUUCUCAUUCUCCAAGGCUGCCAUUCUCAUAGUCUUGUCUCUAUUGGUAUCGAAUACUGCCGGGGAUGCCUCGUAUUAUGAUAUUUUGGGAGUUUCCAAGACAUCCUCUCAAUACGAAAUCCAGAAGGCAUACCGUAAACUAGCGCUGCAGCAUCAUCCAGACAAGGGUGGAAUGGGAGAAGAAUUUCAGAAAAUCAACAAGGCGUGCGAGGUUUUGUCAGAUAAGAAGAAAAGGGAAAUUUAUGACACUUAUGGGGAAGAAGGAGAUAAUGUUUCGGCGCCUGAGCAAGAAGAAGAUCCUCGACCACCCAACGACAAGAAGGAAUACACCAGAAAGGUCUCUUGCACUCUGGAAGAGUUGGCCACUGGUGCCUGCAAAAGGCUCAAGCUGAAUUUUGGGCCUGCAUUGGGGGAGAAACUAUAUUCUAUACAACUGCGAAAGGGAUGGAAGGCCGGUACCAAGAUUACCUUUGCUGGCAAGAAUGGAUUCCCAACCAUAGAAGGAGAUAUUGCUCUAAACGUUUUAUUGCCGACUGGCGAAGUAUGGAAGAAAUCCAUUGCCAAGAAGUUCACGAGUGCUCGCAAAAAUCUGGUGGUUCGAAAGAGAGGCAUGCCCAUCAAAGGAGAGCCUGGUGCUCGCGGAGAUUUGAUAGUCGAGUUUUGA
Molecule: messenger RNA, 705 nt
Organism: Cylindrotheca closterium
Lineage: Eukaryota; Bacillariophyta; Bacillariophyceae; Bacillariales; Bacillariaceae
Source: the annotation of a GenBank genome assembly